Molecule: messenger RNA, 1762 nt
Organism: Pararge aegeria (speckled wood butterfly)
Lineage: Eukaryota; Metazoa; Arthropoda; Insecta; Lepidoptera; Nymphalidae
Product: ATP-dependent RNA helicase p62-like
Exons: 5
Coding region: 114-1658 (514 amino acids)
Cellular component (GO): ribonucleoprotein complex; cytoplasm; nucleus
Molecular function (GO): ATP binding; RNA helicase activity; RNA binding
Source: RefSeq, a predicted model, not a curated record
AAUAACCUAAAAUUUUAGUUCGUGUUCAGAAAAGUUUAUAUCCCUUUUUUUUUUUUAAUAUCGUAAUUAAGUUAUUGCACAACCCAUGUUCAUGUCUAAUAUAAAGAUCAAUAAUGGCACUAAAAAUAGCAAAAAGUUUUAUGCGGCGCAAUGAUUUGGUAAAAUUAUUUUAUCAAGAUGGUAAACAGCUUCUGCAAAGUAAAACUUACGUAUUAACCGUGAGUACCAAUCGGAGUACCUUUUUUGGCACAUAUGCUCGAAAACAAAACAAUUUAAAAUUUGGAAAACAAAUUCUUUGCAAUCGUUUUUAUUCCGUAAAAACUGCAGAAGAAAGCGACGCCGAAUACUAUAAAGAACAUAACAUUACGAUUGUUGGAGAAGACAUACCUAGCCCUUUUAAGGACAUAGAUAACAGCUACUUUCCCGAGUACAUAAAACAGUUUUUGGAUGCACAAGGUUUUACGAAACCAACAGUUAUACAGGCUCAAGGUUGGCCUAUUGCUAUAUCUGGUAAAAAUUUUGUUGGAAUUGCACAGACUGGGACUGGUAAAACUCUAGCGUACCUACUGCCUGCAGUUAUUCAGCUAAAAGAGAAGGAAGGACGGAAAGGGAGAGGUCCUAGGGUGUUAAUCCUUUCGCCUACGAGGGAGUUGGCGAGACAAAUCGAGGAAGUAGCAAAAGAAUUUCAAAAACUGUUUAAUUUAAGAUGUUUGUGUAUAUAUGGUGGUGUUAGUAGAAUUCCACAGAUGGAGGCAUUAAAAAAUGGAGUAGAUAUACUUAUAGCUACCCCUGGUAGGUUGAAUGAUUUCCUAGAUAGCAAAGUUACAAACCUUAGUCGCUGUGGAUAUGUUGUGUUGGAUGAAGCAGACAGAAUGUUAGACAUGGGCUUUGAACCUCAAAUAAGAAAGGCUUUAGAGGAUGUGCCACUUGAGAGACAAAUCUUGAUGUUCUCAGCUACAUGGCCUAAAGAAGUGCAAUACUUAGCUAAGGAUUAUCUUGGGGAGUUUGUGCAAGUUAAUGUUGGAUCAACAGAGUUGUCAGCAAAUCACAAUAUCAAGCAGCAUAUUCAUGUUUGUGAACAAGAAGAGAAAAUGGCUAAAUUUAAAUCAAUUAUGCAUGAAAUGUCAGGUGAAGGUUUUGGAAAAGUGCUAGUGUUUACAAAUACAAAGAGAUUUGUAGACAGUUUGACACUAACACUAAAAAGAAAUGGUUGGCCAGCUGUGGGCAUACAUGGUGACAAGUCACAACAACAACGAGACGUCACAAUCAAUAAAUUUAGGAGUGGCAGUACAAACGUCCUUGUUGCUACUGAUGUUGCUGCCAGAGGUUUAGAUGUUGAUGGUGUCACACAUGUUAUUAACUACGAUUUUCCGAAUACAUCAGAAGACUACAUUCAUAGAAUUGGAAGGACUGGUCGCCUGCAAAACAAAGGCGUUGCCCAUACAAUACUUACCACAGAAGACGCACGUCAAGCUAGAAGUUUGAUAGCUGUUCUGAAAGAAGCAAAUCAGGAAAUCCCUAAAGAAUUGGAAGACUUGGCAAGAGACUACAGAAGCAUGAAAAUAAGCGAUAAACAACCAAGAUACUCACCAAAAAAGCCCACUUGGGCCACCAAGAAAUGGAAUAAUUUCCGAAGUGAUAGGUAUAGCAGAUAUUAAGCACUGGCAGAUGUUUAGCCGAAAUUUUACCUUAAUCUUAUCUCGUUAAAUAAGUAUGUAUUGUGAUAGAAAUAAAUGUUUAGACUGGUAAAAAAUAAUUUUUA